GAUGAUCCAGUAUAGCAGUGGCUACUAUCGCGAUCUGAAAAGCGCGCGCGCUCACGGCGCGCUCUCUUUGGCCCCCACGAGAGUAUAAGUAGUGUGUAUUACGAGAGUGAGAGAGAGAGAAGAAAAAUGAAGCCGAGGCACAGUAACCACGCCGCCUCGUCUCGGCUCUUUCUCCUCUUCAUCGUCGCAGCUUGCGCAAGCGCUAUCCCUACGAGGAGAUCGAGAAUCAGCGAUGAGGAUGAGCGAGCGAUUUUUACGGAAGCUUAUCACAGGCAUCGACAGCGAGCGAUAUCCUCGCCUUACUUGGUCUCCUACGAGUUCACCGAGAACGUCUGCACUGACGACAGAUGCAACAACGUCGCCGAACUGUUUCUCAAGAGCGUGAAGAAAUCCAUGAACCCCUGCGACGAUUUCUACGGCUACUCUUGCGGCAGGAAGCAGAGCAAGAUGCCGUCGAUUACCAAGGAGAUUCAAGAAAUCUUGGAGCAGCAGUCCGCGGACAAGGAGGAAACUAAGUCUCUGGCACUAGAGAGGAGGCUUUAUCGCAGCUGCAUGGAACAACAGGACGGCGAGCACAAGACCAAGCGCGAGUUCACCCGUCUGCUGGAGCUGUCCGACGGCCUGAGUCUCUUCCGUCGCGAGAAGAGUAAAGGCGAUAACAAAAAGGGACUCGAUUGGCAGUCGAUCGACAACUUCUACGCGUCUCUGGGCUUCGAGAACGCCUUCUUCAACGUCCACGUCACGCGCGACCCCAGAGCCGAGGAGGAUGAUGCCGACGACUCCGACGACGUCAAUCUUAUAUCGCUGAUGCCGCCGUCGCCCCUGUACUUCUACUCGGUGCACAGUCUGCUCAAGUACAAGAACCUCACGGGCAUAGUGUCGAACCUGCUGCAGCCCGACGAUGCCGAGUCCUACGUCACCGACUACGAGGACGUGAUCGGCUUCAAUAACGCUCUGCACGAGAUUCUACCGCCGCUGGGAAUGUUCGAGGAGAACGUGACCAGCUUGAUCGGCAAUAAAAUGACGCUCGCGCAUUGGCAGAGCGUUUACGACUCGGUUAUUGAUGAUCAAGGGCUCGAGAGACCAGCCGAGAAGAAUCACAUCGAUUGGUUGAGGCUCUUGAAUUCCCUCCUCAAGACGGCCAACGUACGCAUAGACAAGCACGACUACAUCGUGCUGAAGAAGCUCGAUUACUUCACCAAACUGGCCGAGCUUCUCGACAGAACUUCACCGGUUACGGUCGAGAAGUACAUCCACUUCAAGUUCCUCACACAGAUCAGCAAGUAUUUGAGUCCGAGUUUAGCUCGAUUUUUCGAAAAUAUUCCCGACAGAUCGACCUUCUGCAUAAAGCAAUCGGACAAUCAGCUGAUAGGUGCGACCUACGAGUACAUCAAGAGGCACGUCCCUCACGAGCAGAAAGUCUACGCCGAGGAGGUCAUCCAGAAUAUACGCGAGGCCCUCUCGGAUCUUCUAUCAAACGCCAAGUGGAUGGACAAUGAGACCAAGACGUACGCCAUCAACAAGCUGAAGCAUCUGAAAAUCGUUGUGGGAUAUCCCGACUGGCAGAGGGAUAGGAAGCUCGUCAAUAACUACUAUGGCAACUUACACCUGCACUCGAACUUCUUCGAGAACAUCAUCAAGUACAGGAGGAGGGCUCUGAUCCACGAGCUACGAGGAUUGAAGCACCCGCACCUGUUCGAUCCCAACACCAUGUCCAAGAAAUUCGUGCCGCUGAUGUACCACUUUGAAGUCAACAGCCACACGAAUCGUAUACUUUUCCCAACGGAAUACCUGAACGAAAACAAGUACAAAUUAUUCAGCCCCAAGUUGCCAAGCGCAAUCAACUACGGAAGCUUCGGAUCAAUGCUGGGCUCGAUCCUCUACGAUUACGUGAGUCUCACAGACAAUCUGAAGUACAACGAGUUCUACACUCGCACGAUAGAAGGUCUGUCCAAAGACACCAUCGACGCCUACAAGGUGAAGGAGAAGUGCUUAUCCAAUCAGCUGAUUAACUACAAGAAGUCAGCGUCCAAGUUCGAUCAACCCUUGGCGUCGGUGAUAGACCGGGACACCAUCCAGGUGGACAAGAUCUACGAGAAGAUGACGGGUCUCCGGGCAGCCUUCGAAGCCUACCGUAAGGUCGAGUCCGAGACCUCGGCAGAACUUCUUCCCGGCUUCGAGGACAUGAGCCAGCAGCAGCUGUUCUUCUUAUCCUACGCCGAGAGAAUUUGCGAAAUCGGCGACAUUUACGAUAACUACGACGCUUAUGAAACCUCGUUGAAAGUCAACGGCGUCGUGGCGAAUCUCGAGGCGUUCUCCGACGUGUUCCUAUGUCCGAAAGACAGUCCGAUGAACCGACAGACCAAGUGCGAGCUUUUUUCUUAAGCGAUACCAAAGUGUCUCGGAGGAGGAGAAUCUUCCUAUCUUUAUUUUAAAGUAUUUCAUAGUAGGUACCUUAAUCUAAUGUUCUUCUUUUUUUUUUCUCAAAAAAAAAAAAAGAUUCUCCGUAUUUUUCUUAGAGGUCGACUAUAGAGCCGGUUGGCCAAGAUUAGUUUUUUUCUUCUUUUAGAGGGCAUUAUCGACAAUUAUACUGCUAUAAUAAACGUUUACGAGCAUUACGACACGUAUUUGUAUAUAUUAUAAAACACACAUGUCCUCUUUCGACGAUUCGAGAAUUAUUAUACACACACACACACAGAUAUUUUUUUUUUACUUGUGCGUGCCUAGUCGUAAGUGUCCGCGGUAGAAUGUAGUAAUUUAAAAAAGCAACUAAAGAAGCUGCGUGUAGGAUACAAUCUCUACGUCUUAGAUGUACUUAAUAUUUGUAUGAUUAUGUAAAUAAAUGUGUAACAGAAUUUUUUAUAAUAA
This is a messenger RNA of Nasonia vitripennis (jewel wasp), 2868 nucleotides long. Its product is annotated as endothelin-converting enzyme 1. Gene Ontology annotation, biological process: protein processing. The transcript is spliced from 17 exons. The record is from RefSeq and is a predicted model, not a curated record. NCBI's taxonomy places the organism in Eukaryota, Metazoa, Arthropoda, Insecta, Hymenoptera, Pteromalidae. Gene Ontology annotation, molecular function: metalloendopeptidase activity. Bases 127 to 2385 code for a protein of 752 amino acids. Gene Ontology annotation, cellular component: plasma membrane.